AUGAAUGCAGCUUCUCAAAUAUAAAAUGAAUGUGUUUUUAUAGAAGGAAAAUUGUAUGAAAAUCUUAAAUAAUUUGAUUGUUAAGGUGUUCAAUCAAUUACUUUUAUUGGAAAUUAGACUCGAAAUGAAAAUGAAAAUUUUAUCAUAAAAUUAUACAAAGAAAUAUCAGAUGAGCAAAUAGAAGUUCUUUAAUAAAUCAAAAAAUACUAAAAUCAAAAAAUACCUAAAUGCUAACAUAUGAUUAAAAUAAUUGGCAUACAGAAUUUUCUAAAUAUUAAAAAAGAUAGAAAGUUUUAUGUAGUUAUGGAAAAAGGUAAAGAUAAUACCCAAAAUUUGAUUAAAUCCAACAUUUCUUUUAGUUUAUUUUAGAAAUUUAAGAUAUUUGAAUAAGUAAAAUAAAAUCUAUUUUAAGAUGGUAAGAGGAGAGAUGGAAUUACAUAGCUUAGGCUAUUUUCAAAUAAAUUUAAAACCAUAAAGUUUUGUAUAUUUUGAAACUUAAACUCAAAAUUAUUAAGUCAAGUUAAUAGAUUUUGGUUCAAUAAAACACGAUUCCACAUAUUUUAAAACAAAAUAAAUUGAAACUUUUAAUUACUUGGCACCUGAAGUUAUAUAAGGAAACCAAUUAUAUAAUAAAACCGUUAAUAUUUGGAGUCUUGGAAUCAUACUAUAUGAACUACUUGUAUCAGAAGAUUUUUUUUUAGGUUCUUAUGUAUUUAAUUUUUAGCUAAGAACAAGUAAGAAAUGAAAGAGUAAAUGUAGGAUUUAACUUAAGAUUGGAUCAAUAAGAAUAUAAAUAAAGCUAAUUGUUUAGGAUAAACAGAAAAGGAUCUAAUCAACUCAAUGUUAUAAAUAGAAAGUAAAAAAAGAAUUUAAUUGGAAAUUUUAUUAUAGAAAAUUGAUUAGUAUUUAACAAACAUCUAGGAAUACUAAAAACGAAUUGUUAUGCAAUUAUCAGUUAUUAAAACUACAAAUUAGUAGUUUAUUUAAAACCUAAUGGAAAAGUUAAAUAAAAUAAAUUAAAUUGAAACAGCAGAAUAAAAAAAAAAAUAAUUGGUUAUUUGUAUUAAUAAAGAGAUAAAGAAAUAUUAAGAAAUACUGAAUGAAAAUGAAUAAAGACUAUAGUAGAUAUAAUAAGCAAAGAUGAAAGAUGAAUUUAUAAAACUUGAGUAAGAAAUUUUUCAAGUUAAUCAAUAAUAAUAAUUAUAAGAAUAUAAUCUCAUAAUGGAAAAAAUUACAAAAGAAUUAAGAUUAGUUGAAUAGUUGCUAAAAAAUAAAGAAAUCGAAAAUUAGUAAAAAUUGAAAAAAGAAAAAGAAUAAUUUAUAAAUUUUCUCGAGAUUAUUCGAAACUAAUUUAGGUUAUAAUCUAAUUAGAUUUAAACACUCUCAGAACAAUAUAACUUAAAUUAAAGGGAUUAAAAAUAAAUUAAUGAACAAGAGAAGUAUUUAAAUGUCAGAAAAUAACAUUAAAAAAUGGAAGAAGAAAUCAAAGAACUAGAAUAAUCGGAAGUGAGGAUAAUGGUAUAAUGUGACGAACAAAAGAUUACUAUUUAUUAAUAAUUUAAUACAAAGCUUAAAGAAAUAUAGCAAGCUUAAAAUGUACUCAAGAUUUUGAUUGAAGAGGCAAGUAAAUCUAUUUUAUCAUUUAAUGCAAAAAUUUUUGAAGAAAAUAGCAAUUAAAUUGAUAAUUUAAAUGAUAAAUUAACUGAUUACUUGGAUAAAUUUUAGUAUUAAUCUAAAAAUUAAAAAUAUUCAAACAAAAUAGUUUAAAUAAUGAAUCAGAUAAAAUUUGUUUUAGAAUAGUUAAAUUCUUUAAAAAAAUAAAUAAAUUAAUGUACAUAGACAUCUUAUUAAUAAUUCAAUAAAAAUUACUAUGAAAUUGAGGAAUUAUUAAGAUAUUAUUAAAAAUAAUAUAAUUAAUUGCAUGAAUAAAUUUAUAAUGAUGAAUUAAUUGAAUAAAUAAAUUUAGAAAGAAUUAAAAAAAUAAAAAUGACCCAAAACUAAUUGGAUUAAAUUAAGAAGAAAAUGAAUCAAUUAAAGGAUUAAAUUAAAUAUUUGUUCCAUAAUAAAUAUUUGAAUUAUGAAUAAAUUUAUAAUUUAAUAAAUAAUAAAUUGAUUAAGAUAGAUUAGAAUAUCAUUAAAUGUUAAAAGAAAUUUGAGAAUUUUAUUGAAUUAAAUCUAUUAAAUUCUUAUGAAAUUAUGAAGAAUUAAAUUAAAUUAUUGUAGGAAGUUUAAAGAAAAUUAGAUAGAGAUGUUAAUGAAAUUGAAUAUAAUAUAGACUAAUUUAAGCUGAUAAUUUCAAAAAUAGAAACUGAAAACGAAAGUGAGGAAAAAAAAGAAAUUUUUAAUUUAAAUACUCAAUUAUAAGAAACUUACAGAAAAUUUUCAAAAGCUCUAAAUUCAAUCCAUUUUUAAUUUGAAAGUAUUGAAUUAUAUAAAUAAAUGAAAGUAUAUCAAGACAACUUUUAAGUUGAAUUGAAAUAAGAAAUAUAAACCUUAAAAGAAUAUUUAGAGGUUUAAAAUAUAAAUACGAAAUUAUUCUAAAUUGAAAUGAAAAUGAGAGAUAUUAAAAAUAAUAAAUAAUAAUAAUUAAUUGUGGAAUUGCUCUAAAAAUUAUAAUAGACUAAUCAAUAAAAAGGUUAUAGGUUAAAAAAUGUAUUCAAUAGAGUGUGUUAAAAAUAGUAAGAAUUAAAUUUUUGCUUUAUGGAUAAUAAUUUAAUUAAGAAUUAUGAAUAUUUAAAAAUGUAAGAGAGUUAAUUAUCAAUAGAAUUAAAUUUAAUAAAUUAAAAGACUUAUGAUAGAUAAUUAAACUCAUAAGAAUUAAUAAUAUUAAAAGAAUAAAUUCUUUAGGUAUAAUCUAACAUAUUUGAUUUAAUAAUGAAAAUUCCUAAGAAAAAUAAGAUAUAAGAGUUUAACAAAGCUUACUAAUAGAAUUUAGAAUCAUAUGAAAAGUUAUUGGCUUUAGUUAAUUAUAUAAAGUAAUAUCACUUAACAAGAUAUUAUGAAAGAUUAAAAGAAAAUAAAUUUAAAAAACAGAACAAAUAAUAGAUUUAAAAAGAAAGUAACUUCGACAAGUCAUUCUAAUCUUUAUUAAAUGACGAUUAGGAAAAAUAUGCCAUAAAUGAGAAGGAAGCUUAAGAUAAAUUGUAGAAAUAUGAGAAUAUUGUAAAUAACAUUUACAAUAUGAUGACAAAAGAAAUAAUGGAAAAAGAUAAAUAAUAAAUGGAGAAACAGCUUAUAGAAAUAGAAAGCCAGAUAAAAUAGCAAAAUUUAGCAAUAUUAGAAUCUAAUUUUAAUGAUCCAUCAGUUAUAGAAAAUAUUAUUUAUAACAGAAAAAUUUAUAAACUAAAUGAGUUCGCGUAAACAUUAAUUUUAUAUAAAUGA
Messenger RNA from Paramecium primaurelia, 3381 nucleotides. NCBI's taxonomy places the organism in Eukaryota, Ciliophora, Oligohymenophorea, Peniculida, Parameciidae. The record is from the annotation of a GenBank genome assembly.